UUGGAGCUGGGAGCGCUCCGAUCCCGCCGCCAUUGCUUCCUGGUCCUGAGUGUCUUUCCCAGGCAAGCCUGCGGCUCCCGCCGGAGGUGCCGGUGGCCGGGUUUUAGGGAGCGAUGACAACGGUGAGGAGAGAGGCGUUCGGGCGGAUGCCCCCGGAGCAGGGAGGCGGAGAGGUGGAGAAGUUCGUCUUACAGUCGGACAGCGUGAGAGUGGAGAUCCUGUCUUUUGGGUGCAUCAUCACUGCUCUGGAGACAAAAGACAGGGAUGGGCAGUUUUCAGAUAUUGUCCUAGGAUUUGACACUUUAGAAGGUUACACGAGGAAGCACCCGUUCUUUGGUGCUGUCGUGGGCCGUGUUGCCAACAGGAUUGCGAACGGCAGGUUCAACCUGGACGGGAAGGAGUAUAAGCUGUUCAUCAACAAUGGGCCCAACAGCCUGCAUGGAGGAGCCAAGGGGUUUGACAAGGUUCUCUGGAGCCCCCAGGUGCUCCCAAAUGGUGUCCGCUUCUUCCGGCUCAGCCCCAACGGUGAGGAAGGCUACCCUGGUGACCUCAAAGUCUGGGUGACCUACACCCUCAGUGGCAGGGAGCUGGCCAUCAACUACCAGGCCCAGACCAGCAAGACAACCCCCAUCAGCCUGACAAACCACUCAUACUUCAACCUGGCAGGGCAGGGCUCCAGGGAUGUCUAUGACCACGAGAUCUCCAUUGAAGCAGAUUCCUACCUGCCUGUGGACGACACCAAGAUCCCUACUGGGGAGGUGGCUGCCGUUCAGGGCACUGGAUUCGAUCUCCGGCAGCCUGUGGAGCUGGGCAAGCACUUGCAGAAGUUUCAUCUGGAUGGCUUCGACCACAACUUCUGCCUGCAUCAGGGGCAGGACCGAUGCCUCGUGGCCAGGGUUUUCCACCCAGCCAGUGGCAGGACCAUGGAGGUUCACACCACCCAGCCUGGCAUUCAGUUUUACACUGGGAACAACCUGGAUGGCUCCCUGAAGGGCAAAGGUGCUGCCACGUACCCCAAGCACUCAGCUUUCUGCCUGGAAACCCAGAACUGGCCUGAUGCUGUUAACAAGCCUCACUUCCCCAAUGUUCUGCUCCAUCCUGGUGAGGAGUACAACCACACCACGUGGCUCGUGUUCAACACUGCUUGAGGAGAAGGGUGCUGACUCCCACCACUGAGAGGGGACUUGCACUUCGUUGAGGGCUUCCUGAUGGUGAACGGCUGAAAGGAAAAGAAUCCACAAUUAACAUUUCAGUAGCUGCUUGGGAAUCACAAACACAGAAAAAAGCAACAGGACUAUACCCAGACUCUGGUUCCCUUUAAGCACUUUUUAAAAAUAAAAUAAUGAAUCACUAUUGACAAAAGUUAACAAGUUGAUGAUCUGGAGAUAAUACAUUUCUUCUUUACUGUUAUUUUUAAAAUGAGAUCACUGUAAGGCCAUCUUAAAGAUGACCUCCAAAGGCGUAAGAUACUUCUUCACUGUUCUGAUACAGCAGCUUGUCAACCUACCAUGGUGAUCACUCAGCAUUUAUGAGGACUUAUUUGGGCCCUUGUGAUUGUUUGACACUAAAAUUGUAAAAAUGAACAAUUAAAGAAUUCUAAUUAG
This is a messenger RNA of Catharus ustulatus (Swainson's thrush), 1604 nucleotides long. RefSeq names its product galactose mutarotase (gene GALM). The transcript is spliced from 8 exons. Gene Ontology annotation, molecular function: aldose 1-epimerase activity; carbohydrate binding. The coding region runs from base 114 to 1148 and encodes 344 amino acids. The record is from RefSeq and is a predicted model, not a curated record. Gene Ontology annotation, biological process: glucose metabolic process; beta-D-galactose catabolic process via UDP-galactose, Leloir pathway. Lineage: Eukaryota; Metazoa; Chordata; Aves; Passeriformes; Turdidae.